UUUCAAAGAGCAAUCAGCAACCUCUGAACCAAAACAAACCGCAGCGCCGGAACACGAAUACCGCCCUCGGAAGUAAUCGCGAUAAAAGAAGCUACAAGAUGCACGAUAUUAUCAUCAAAACCUCAUCGGAGCAAGAUUUCACGGAGGUUAUUUUCCUGCUGAUCGAUUACAUUGUCGAGCUGCUGCCACGAUCUCAGCGGUCCCGUGAACGGUUAGCCAACCUGCUCGGCCAAUCCUCUACCAGCGAUGAGCUAAAGCACACGCUAAAACUGUUUGAAAACCUUGUCCGUAAGUACUGUCUCGGUGAGGUUGACGAGAUGCGCUUCCGGUCCCACCUGAGCCAGCUCCCACCGAACCGGGCAGACCGUGUGUUGGAGAUAGUGAAUCUUCGCCGGCCGGAAAUAGCGCAACGAUUGAUCGAUGAGGUUAAUCGGCGCGAGGGUGGCGUUCCGUUGGUGGAAUCUUUCGAUUGGAACGUAAGCUGGAUUAUGGGAAGCAGCAGCCUGGCAUCGAUGCGCAAACAACUGUGCACGGUGACGCUCGCCUGCCGGGACAGUGAUUCGAAGUCGCGAGCGAUCAACUUCGAGAUGGGUCGCGAUCAGGUGGAGGAAGUGAUACGACAGCUGGAAACGGUUGUAGGAUGAUAGGUGAGUCGUAAGUAUAGAACGCAAGAGAUUUAUCAUUUAAUUCAAUCAUUUAAUUUUUAUAUUUAACUGCGAGUCCGGUGAAAAUUAAUAUAAAUUUAAAUAUUUAGCCACGGUCAUAGAUUCCUUCGCCGGGAGGAAUGUGUGUAAAUGGCAGACUUUGCAAUAGAUUACCAUUAUAUCAUGUACCUAUUAGUAAAUCAAUUUAUUGUAUUAUA
Molecule: messenger RNA, 862 nt
Organism: Anopheles stephensi (Asian malaria mosquito)
Lineage: Eukaryota; Metazoa; Arthropoda; Insecta; Diptera; Culicidae
Exons: 2
Coding region: 99-644 (181 amino acids)
Source: RefSeq, a predicted model, not a curated record